Molecule: messenger RNA, 2707 nt
Organism: Camellia sinensis
Lineage: Eukaryota; Viridiplantae; Streptophyta; Magnoliopsida; Ericales; Theaceae
Product: calcium-dependent protein kinase 26
Biological process (GO): protein phosphorylation
Molecular function (GO): protein kinase activity; calcium ion binding; ATP binding
Source: RefSeq, a predicted model, not a curated record
UUCUUUUCCUCUUCCCUCUCUCUUUCCCCUCUCUUUCUCUCUCUCUCUCUCUCUCUCUCUCUUUCUCUCCGCGUUUCGCAUAUAUGUUCGAUGAUGGCGAAGAAAUAAGACGCACCCAAAUGAGAAAAUCAAAACCCUAGUCCAGCAAACACGCAAAACUUCAUUCUCAAGCGAGAAAGAGAGAGAAACCUGGUAAGAAAAGGUUCAUUGCGCACAACUGCUGACCUUUUCUUCUUCUGCCUCCAGAAUUUUACACGUUUAUGCCUUUGAAUGAUCAAAUUAGAUUUUGAAUUUCUCAAUUUAAUCCUUUCUUCCAAUUGGGUUUCUUGGGUUGAUCAAUUUUUUUUGUUGGGUUUAUUAGGACUUUAGGUUUGUGAAAUUGAAAGGUUCACAAGUUUUCUCGUAGGUCGAGCUUGUGUCUUUUCAACUCAUCCAUUUUAGUUAUCGAUUCAAAGGUUUGGUCCAAUGGGAUUUCAAAGCUUUUAAUUUUUUUUUAAAAAUUUUUUUUUUGCUGAUUAUUGUGUUCAAUCUUGUUAUUUGAUGGAUUGAGUUGUAAAAUUACUGGAUAAAAUAGCUCCCCAAUUGUUUGUAAAAAGUACCCAUUGAUUUCGCUGCUGUUCGGAGUUGAGUUGAUCAUGACUGAAAGAAAAACCCCAUUUUGAUAUUGAGACUUCAGCACUGUGUCCUUUGGGGAGGAAAUAGAGAGUAAUAAAUGGGAAACGUCUGUGUUGGAUCAAGGUUUUCGAAGGAUGGUUUCUUUCAAUCCAUUUCGCAUUCGUUGUGGUCGCGAUCCCCAGAUAUGAUUCCCUAUACUAAGAGAGAAAUUACUAGUAGUGAGGUGCCUUCGUUAGCUAAUGACCCUGAUGGUUCUCAAUCUGUCCAAAACAAGCCCCCACAAUUGGUGAAGAUAGUAAAAGAAGAGACUAAACAAGAAGAACUCAUAAUAUCAGAACCAGUGAAGAUAGUGAAGGAAGAGAUCAAACCAGCAAAACCCACAAUACCAGAGCCGGUGAAAACGGUAAAGGAAGAGACCAAACCAGCACAACCCACAAGGCCCAGGAAGGCACACAAUGUCAAGAGGAUGGCGAGUGCAGGGUUGCAAGCAGAGUCUCUGUUGAAAACAAAAACAGGUCAUCUGAAGGAAUUUUACAAUUUGGGGCAAAAACUAGGACAUGGGCAAUUUGGGACUACAUUUCUCUGUGUGGAGAAAGCAACAGGGAAGAAAUAUGCUUGCAAAUCCAUUGCGAAAAGGAAGUUGCUCACAGAGGAUGAUGUGGAUGAUGUGAGGAGGGAAAUUGAAAUCAUGCAUCACUUGUAUGGACACCCCAAUGUCAUCUCAAUCAAAGGAGCUUAUGAGGAUGCUGUGGCAGUUCAUGUUGUGAUGGAAUUGUGUACAGGCGGUGAGCUCUUUGAUAGGAUUGUCAAGCGAGGGCAUUACACAGAGAGAAAGGCAGCCGAGCUUGCUAGGACUAUAGUUGGUGUAAUAGAAGCCUGUCAUUCAUUGGGAGUCAUGCAUCGGGACCUUAAGCCUGAAAAUUUUCUCUUUGUCAAUGAGGAGGAGGAUUCGCCUCUUAUGGCUAUAGACUUUGGAUUAUCAGUAUUCUUCAAGCCAGGGGAAAUUUUCCAUGAUGUGGUUGGAAGCCCAUAUUAUGUUGCACCUGAAGUUCUGAAUAAGCGUUAUAGUUCAGAAGCAGAUGUUUGGAGCGCUGGUGUGAUGAUUUACAUUCUCCUAAGUGGGGUGCCUCCAUUUUGGGCUGAAACUGAACACGAUAUAUUUGAAGAGGUUUUGCAUGGUGAUCUUGACUUCUCAUCUGAUCCAUGGCCUAAUAUCUCUGAAAGUGCAAAAGAUUUAGUCAGAAAAAUGCUUGUUAGAGACCCCAAAAAGCGGCUAACUGCACACGAAGUUCUAUGCCAUCCUUGGGUUCAGGUUGAUGGAGUGGCACCCGAUAAGCCUCUUGACUCUGCAGUCUUAAGCCGCUUGACACACUUUUCUGCCAUGAACAAGCUUAAGAAAAUGGCUCUUCGAGUCAUUGCAGGGUGUCUAUCUGAAGAAGAAAUUGCUGGGCUAAAAGAAAUGUUCAAAACUCUUGAUACAGAUAACAGUGGUCAAAUUACUUUCGAAGAACUCAAGGCUGGAUUGAAAAGAUACGGUGCCAAUCUCAAUGAGUCUGAGAUCCAUGAUUUGAUGCAGGCUGCGGAUGUUGAUAAUAGUGGCACAAUUGAUUAUGGGGAGUUCAUAGCUGCAACGUUGCAUCUUAACAAAAUUGAGAGGGAAGAUCAUCUUUUUGCCGCCUUUUCAUAUUUUGACAAAGACGGCAGUGGUUACAUCACCCAAGAUGAGCUUCAACAAGCUUGCGAGGAGUUUGGAAUAGAGAAUGUCUGCUUGGAAGAUAUGAUCCAAGAAGUCGACCAAAACAAUGAUGGCUGCAUAGAUUACAACGAGUUUGUGGCGAUGAUGCAAAAGGGAAAUGUUGAUUUGGGUAAGAAGCGUUUACAGAACGGUUUUAGCCCUGGAUUUAGGGAGGCACUACCAGUUUGCUGACAUAGUGAUAAGUUUUGUUUUUGUAAUUUUUUUUCUUUCAUGAUUUUGUAUACGUUUGCAUUAAAUUUGAGGAUCAUUAGCUUCUGAUAGCAAAUGUAAUUUUGUUUAGAACGUUGGAAACAUUGUAUUGGUCAAAGUUCUGUGGUAUAUAUAGCAAUUUCUCCA